This is a messenger RNA of Blastocystis hominis, 1590 nucleotides long. RefSeq lists its product as hypothetical. The record is from RefSeq and is a predicted model, not a curated record. Lineage: Eukaryota; Bigyra; Opalinata; Blastocystidae. The transcript has 8 exons. Gene Ontology annotation, molecular function: glycosyltransferase activity. The coding region runs from base 1 to 1590 and encodes 529 amino acids.
AUGUGCGUAUUAAUAGUUCGCAAAACAAUUUACUAUGAUGGAGACAUCGAUAAAUUAUAUAUCAAUACUCAAAACGAAGAGAAAAGAAAAAUACAAAAUAACUCUUAUUCGGUUGUUUUCCCGAACGAUUCUACCCUUGAAAACGAGAUCGAGCAUCCUAAUUUUAAAAACGUCAUUCAGUACAAAGUGAACAACAAUUACAAGAUUAUCUCAAAGGGUAUUUUCGAUGAGAUCCAUUGGUAUACACAACCGUAUUACUACAAUCGAUCUGACUGGGAAUCACAGUUUAACAACAUUAUCAAGACUAUUCGUGAGGUUUAUACUAAAAUAGAAAGCGGCAAAAGAAUUGAUAAUACUCAAUAUCAAUUAGAUAAAUACUCCACAGCAAGUGUGAGAGUCGUAAACCAUACAGAAUGUCCAUUUAUUGAAGGCCAUAACAUUUGCCUUAGUAAAGACUACAAAUGGACUAUAUUUUUAAAACAGGGAACGUUAGAUAUUCACAGUUUGGUUCCAGGAAUGAAUAAAAGAAUUCCGCAGAACGUUCAGUGGAUUGAUAGCGGAGUUUAUUUUGUUUCCCAGCCUCGAAGAAAUAAUCAUCUAGGACACUUUAUUGAAGGAAUUAAUCAAGCUUUGCUUGUACUUCGCUUUCCAUCAUUGUAUCCAAAAUUUACUAAUUGGUAUAUUCCCAAAUUUGGUUAUAAGGAAUUUGAAUGGACUAAAAUAUAUUUACGGCUGUUACACAAUCUAUUUCCUGAUGAUUUUAAACCAACUUUACAGCUCGCGAAUAGUAUUUCUUUGAACAAAAUAUUAAUGGAUCGAUGUAUUUUUGCUGGGGGAUGGUCGUAUUGGCCAGGAUUUUUCGCUCAAGAUGUUAUGAGAGCAUCAUCAUAUAAGCAUAUAAAUAUUACAUCAAGAAAGAAUAACCCAGGGGAGUUCCAUCUAAUUAUCAUAGAUAGAAAUGAUAACAGAGGUUUUGCCCUACACAAAAAAUGGAAGUCAAUAAUACAAACAUAUUAUCCAGUAAUAGAUAUUUCCUAUCACCUUAUGGACAAUCUAUCAUUCCGAGAUCAAGUACUAUUGUUUUACACCGCAGAUAUCGUGCUAUCCACGCAUGGCUGUGCUUUAACAAAUCUUAUGUUUUCCACCCCACAUACGGUGGCAAUUGAAUGCCACCCUCCCUACUACUUUGAACCAAGUUACAUGACAAUUACCAUGAUUUCACGAGUUCACUACAUUCAAGUAACUACUUUCUAUCCACAUCAAAUGUCCAAUAAUCGAUGGAGAGAAGCUGAAUUAGCCUAUUACAAUGGUUAUUUCUUUCCAAAUAAGAAACUGCUUCACAAAAGUGUGAAUCCUCCUCUCUUCAAAGUGUUAACAGCAAUAAAAGAUGCAACUGAAUACCUAAGGCGUUGGCGUUUUAUAUAUAAUACGAACUAUAAAUGGUCACCCAUCUUUCCCUUUACUUUUUGUUUAUCACACUUUGCGCUUUUUCGGAGGAAACAAAGCAAACAUAAUUCCACUACAUUAUUAUUGUUACUUAGAAUCUAUGAAGUCCAAAAUAUUAUAACUAUUGUGAUUCAUCCGCCGUAG